This is a messenger RNA of Tuber melanosporum (Perigord truffle), 3477 nucleotides long. RefSeq lists its product as uncharacterized. Gene Ontology annotation, biological process: DNA repair; DNA replication. Bases 88 to 3165 code for a protein of 1025 amino acids. The record is from RefSeq and is a predicted model, not a curated record. The transcript has 10 exons. NCBI's taxonomy places the organism in Eukaryota, Fungi, Ascomycota, Pezizomycetes, Pezizales, Tuberaceae. Gene Ontology annotation, cellular component: nucleus; DNA replication factor C complex. Gene Ontology annotation, molecular function: DNA clamp loader activity; DNA binding; ATP binding.
CACACCUUUCGCCUCUUGGACGCGUCUUAUUUUCUAUCUACUUCACAUCUCCUUCCUCAACUUUUCGUCUCAACAAAUAGCAGGGCAAUGUCGGCCGAUAUUCGCAACUUCUUUACUCCUAAGGGCGGGCAACCGGUCGCUGGAAAAUCGAAACCGGCCCCGACCCCUACUCCUGCUUCUAGGAGAGCCUCGGCGAGAAAACGCAGAGUUGUUGAAGACUCCGACGAUGAAGAGAAGCCGGCUAAGAAGAUAACCAAGAAACCAACUCCGAGAAAGAACACCAAGGAAAAUAGGGCUGAGCCUACAACCACUUCAACUUAUUUUGCGAGUACUGGGAAAAAUAAAAUAUUACGUACAUCUCCGCUUAAACCGAAAAAACCUGCACCUGAAGAAGAGUACUUUCCAAACGAUGACGAAUUCGACGAAGGGAUUUACGCAGAGGAGUUCAAGAAGUUGGAGGAUGAUUAUAAGGAAGAUGAGGGCGAAGAUACUAAGGCUAGUUUCGCCGUUGUUGUGGAGAAGAAUGGACCGGCAAAAUCUAAAGCGAACACUUCCCCUCCUGCCAAGAAGCAGAAGUUCUCAUUACCAAAGGGUAAAGGUGUGGACGUAGAUAGCUUUGUCGUGGAUGACGAAGAGGAGGAAGACGAAUAUGUGAAGCCAAAGAGACGAAGUGCUGCUACAUCCGCAACAAGGAAGCGCAGGGCUGCUCAAUCCCAUUACGAACACGGGGAUGAUGACGACUAUGACGAGAUUGAGCGAGGUGAACCUCCUGCCAAGGCUUCGAAGCCUGCGGCUAAGAAGCCCGCGGCAAAGAAAGCCAAGGCAGUACCGAGAAAAUCUAAAGAAGCACCCCAGGAGAGUGAUAGUGUUCGAAAGAUACUCGAUAGUGUCCCGAUCUUUCGGCCACCUACCCCACCACCCCCGACGGAUGGUGAGCCCAAGAAGUUCAACUAUAGGGAUUUCAAACAACGACAGGGUGCAGUCCCGAUUGCUCCUGGUAGCAAGGAGAUACCUGUUGGCCAGGAAAACUGCCUGACUGGAUUGACUUUUGUUUUCACUGGGAUAUUGGAGAGCCUGGCUAGGGAGGACGGGCAACAGCUGGUAAAAAAAUACGGAGGUAAGAUUACUUCAGCUCCAUCCACAAAAACCUCCUACGUAGUCCUUGGGAGUGAUGCCGGUCCAAAGAAAUUGGCAACCAUACACAAACUUAAAAUUAAGACAAUCAACGAGGAUGGACUUUUCAAGCUUAUUUCAUCUCUUCCCGCCAAUGGCGGUGAUGGACUCGCAGCAAGAGCCAACGAGGCCAAGAAAGCGGCGGAGGAGCAGAAGGUUCGUGAACUGGCAAAGGAAAUGGAUGAUGAAACCAAGAGUAGAGGAAAAGAAGCCAUUGAGAAGGAGGCCACAGAGCUCUGGACAGUCAAGUACGCGCCUUCGCAGUUGACCCAAAUUUGCGGCAAUAAGGGUCAGGUCGAAAAACUCGGGAGAUGGUUAAGAAAUUGGCCAAAGAAUCUUAAGACCGGUUUCAGGAUGAGAGGUGCUGAUGGGAUGGGAGGUGCCAGAGCUGUUAUGAUCCAUGGGCCGCCGGGUAUAGGGAAGACAACGGCUGCUCAUUUGGUGGCGAAGCUUGAAGGAUACGAUAUCGUUGAGUCCAACGCUAGUGAUACUCGUAGUAAGAAGCUCAUGGAGGAAAAACUUCGUGGUGUGCUAGAUAAUAGAUCCUUAUUAGGGUAUUUCGCUGGUGACAAGGAGAAAGUAAAGCACUCCAAGCAGAAGAUGGUCCUCAUCAUGGAUGAGGUGGACGGAAUGUCUGCAGGUGACCGUGGUGGUGUAGGCCAGUUAGCUGCUGUGUGCAAGAAGAGCAAUAUCCCUAUCAUCUGUAUUUGCAACGAACGAAAACUGCCUAAGAUGAGGCCGUUCGAUAUGGUGACCUAUGACCUGCCGUUCAGGCGCCCUGACGCAGCUGCGGUUCGCUCUCGUAUAAUGUCGAUUGCAUAUCGUGAAGGCAUUAAGCUGCCACCUAAUGUCAUUGAUCAACUUGUGGAGGGGACACAUGCAGAUAUUCGUCAAAUAAUCAAUAUGCUGUCUACUUACAGUACUACGCAAUCAAGUAUGACAUUUGAUCAAGGAAAAGACCUGGCGAAAGCUUGGGAGAAACAUGUAGUGUUGAAGCCUUGGGAUAUCGCGCAGAAGUUGCUGGGUAAUGAAAUGUUUGCACCAACGAGCAAGAAAACUCUUAACGACAAGAUUGAGCUUUACUUCAAUGAUCAUGAGUUUUCAUACAUGAUGGUACAGGAGAACUACUUGAAGACCAAUCCAGCAAGAGCAAACAACUAUCAUGGGAAAGAGAGAAAUUUGAAAAUGCUUGAACUGGUUGAAAAUGCUUCAGAGAGCAUUUCCGACGGUGAUCUAGUGGAUGCGCUCAUACAUGGUCCUCAACAGCAAUGGAGUUUGAUGCCCGCUCAUGGAAUGUUUUCUACUGUUAAGCCGGCUUCUUACAUGUAUGGUGGCUUUGGAGGACAACAUUUCUGCUUCACAUCGUGGCUGGGAAACAACUCGAAACAAGGCAAGUUGAGUCGAUUUGUCAAGGAGAUUCAAUCGCAUAUCCGUCUCCGUGCAUCUGCUUCACCGCGCACCAACCUAUCCAUGCUUGCCAAACGGCUUGAGCGCGAAGGCAAAGAUGCAAUCCCGGAGGUUAUCGAUACUAUGGAUGACUACUUCCUGACAAAGGAUGACUGGGAUGCAAUUGUUGAGCUCAUUGUUGGACCGGCGAGCGCGCUUGACAUCCCAACUCUAACUAAGAGCUCAUUUACCAGACAAUACAAUUCAAUGUCUCACCGCAUGCCUUUCAUGAAGUCUUCCAGCGUCGCGGCUCCAAAGGCCGGUAAGCAAGACGCCCCAGAUCUUGAGGACGUCAUCGUGGAGAGCGAGGAUGAAGGCGGCGAUGAGGACAUCAUUAAGAAACAAGUUGAAGAGGAGCAAGACCUCUCGAAGGACAAGUACGUUAAGGCUAAGAAACCUAAGGCCACCCCGAAGGGUAAGGGUAAAGGAAAAGCUGCGUCAAAGAAAAGCCAGAACGAAGGCGAAGAUGAAGAUGAAGAUGAUGAGCCUAAGAGGAAACCGAAGUCUGCAUCAAAGCCGAGAGCGAAGGCUAAGGGGAAAAAGUGACGGCAUGUUUGCAAUAAUCAACCCUUGGAGUUUUCCUUUCUUUCUCGAUUUUCAAUGUGUAUAUUUAGUUUUACGUUUUUUAGCUACAUGAUUACCCAUCUCAGCAUUUUAAAGUUAUCAGUGUGUUGCUGCUUAUUGUGAUUGCUUUUAGUUGGGUGUGUUGGUGAUUUGGAAAGGUAGAGCCGGGGGGGGCUUUUGUCGCUGUUGUGUUGCGGUUGAGUAGGUUGCUUUUGCGGAUAUGGUAUUUGCUCGGUGUGUGGAUUGGGUGGGUUAGUGGGUGCAGAAUAGAUUCACAGAAUAAAUGGGACGCUU